UCGCUGAUUUGAAAAUAUUGAUAUAACGUUUACUUCACAAUGAAAACGUUAUAGUCGUGUUCUAAUUACAGGAUGUUCUUAACGUCAUAUGUCUUAAAUUACAUCGCUUUGGGAUGAAAAUUAAUCAUUAAAUUAUUUAUUUAUUUGAACCAUGUACAACCUUAUUAUUUCAUUGAUGAGGUUUUUCAUGUACCUCAGACUUUGCGAUAUUGCGCUGGCAAUUUUACACAGUGGGACCCUAAAAUUACCACUUUACCUGGGUUAUACCUAAUUACAACUCUGAUAUUAUCACCCUUAAAACUCUGUAAUAUCUUUUAUAUGAGAUGCAUAAAUUUGUUUGGAACAUUUCUGAAUCUCUAUCUUGCUCACAGUAUAAUUAAACAAAUUUCAAUAACUCAUUGGACGCAAAGAUGGAAUGAUUGGAUGAAAUUUACUGUGGCUUGUAACAUUAUGUUUUUUCCACCGUUAUUUUUUUGGCAUUUUUUAUAUUAUACAGAUGUCGCAUCAGUUAAUGCAAUAUUACUAAUGUUAUUGUUACAUUUAUAUAAAAAAUUUAAAAUGGCAGCUUUAGUAGGUUUUUUGUCUGUGUUAAUUCGACAGACAAAUAUUAUUUGGAUUGCAUUUAUUACUAUGGAACAUUUAUUUGACUUAUUAGAUCAUAAAAUGCACAAACCAAUUUCACAUGAACAGUAUACUUCAAUAAUGUAUUUAAGAUUGUUAUGGGAAAAAAUAAUGCAAGAAACAUGUCACGGAUGGAAGUUAUUUAUGAAGUUCAUCAUUCAGUUGGGUGUACAAUUGUUCCCAUAUAUUUUAAUAUGUUUUAUGUUUAUUGCUUUUGUUGUAUGGAACAAAGCAAUUGUAGUUGGAGAUAAAACAGCUCAUGUUCCCACUGUUCAUAUUCCUCAAUUGUUAUAUUUUUCUACUUUCCUAUUUUGCUUUUUAUGGCCACAUAUGAUUAUUUACUGGAAAGAUUAUUUAAAGUUUAUUAGUAAACACUGGGUGUUUGCAAGUUGUAUCUUGAUCCUUUUAACUAUAAUUGUUCAUUUUAAUACUCUUGUACACCCAUAUAUGUUAGCUGAUAAUAGACAUUAUGUAUUUUAUUUUUGGAAUAGGUUAAUGGGAAGAUAUAAACAAUUUAAAUAUCUUUUGGUACCAAUAUACUCAUUCACUUUAUAUACAAUGUUUCACGGACUUAAACAUUUAAGAUUUAUGACACAAAUUAAUUACAUCAUUAUGGUUUCUGUAGUACUUAUUCCUCAGUUACUAAUAGAACCACGUUACUUUAUUAUUCCAUAUAUACUUUAUCGGUUCCUUGUUAAGGAACCAAAGAAGUGGCAAAUUAUUGCAGAAUCAAUAACUGUAAUUAUAGUAAACUUUUUACAAUUCUAUAUCUUUGUCAAUAAAGUUUUCUAUUGGAAUGAUCAGCUUUAUCCUCAAAGAAUUUCUUGGUAAAUUAAAGGAUGAAAUUUUAUGACUACAAACUUGUUAUUUGUUUAAUAAAUUCUAAAAUUUCCAAAA
Molecule: messenger RNA, 1518 nt
Organism: Bombus impatiens (common eastern bumble bee)
Lineage: Eukaryota; Metazoa; Arthropoda; Insecta; Hymenoptera; Apidae
Gene: Alg10
Product: putative Dol-P-Glc:Glc(2)Man(9)GlcNAc(2)-PP-Dol alpha-1,2-glucosyltransferase
Exons: 5
Coding region: 319-1452 (377 amino acids)
Biological process (GO): protein N-linked glycosylation; dolichol-linked oligosaccharide biosynthetic process
Cellular component (GO): endoplasmic reticulum
Molecular function (GO): dolichyl pyrophosphate Glc2Man9GlcNAc2 alpha-1,2-glucosyltransferase activity
Source: RefSeq, a predicted model, not a curated record